CUGUCCCAGGAGCAAGGAAAUGCUCAAUCCAGCUCUGCGUGUGCUGUAUUUGUCACUGUUGAAAAUCUGCUCUGAGUGCAGAUACCUGAGAGAAGGUGUCCAUAGGUGAGAGGUUACUGUCUGCACCCUCAAAAACAAUGCAUCCAGAUCCAGUGAGCAGCUCCCUCAGUAGUACCAGCAUAACACGGCCUCAUUCUGCUGAUGUCCCUGAUCCAACCCUGUGAUAUACACCACAAGGCGUGUUCAGUGUGUGAUGCCCUGUCUUUAGCAAAGGAUGGAAGCCACAGCCAGCUCCAGGCAGUUUUGCCUGGGAAUGGAUAAUUUCCCCUCAUUGUCUGUUAAAACAGAUUUCAACCAUUAAAAAAAAAGGGGGGAAAGAGGCAAUAAACAGUCUCCAAAUGACCUCACAAACAAGAUCAAGUAAGUCAGAGGAAUCUGUAAUUUUGAUGUUGAAGGAAGUGCCUUUUCCUGGGUUUAUUUCUCCUGUAAAGAGUGAAGUUGUUUCCAAACAGAACAGGGCCAGCUUUCCUGGAGAGUGGAAUGUGUGGUGCCAGUACCUGUGCAGAAGGCAACAGGGAAAGGCAGAAGGUAGCCAAAGCAUCUGGGAAGAAAGGGUUGGAUCCAGCCCCACUGCAAAAGAGGCAGAAGUGAGUGGGUCCAGAGCCCAAAGACGUCACUCCCGAUUUCCUUGGGCUUCAUUACUGGAAGAGCAGAGCAUGGCAAUGACAGAAAGCCAAACUCAGGAGACAGAGAAGCUCUGACAGGGAGAGCAUCAGGGCUUGAGAAACCAUUGUGUGUUGGAAAUUGUUUGCAUUAUUAUUGAUAUUAUUAUUGAUAUUAUUACUGAUAUUACUAUUGAUUUUUUUUUCUUCUCUCAUUCCCAUGUGGGUGGAGAGCUCAGGGAGCUGUAUUUAACAUUUCAUAAUCCGUGUGACUUGAUUAAUUUGGCCGUAUGGUCAAACCUCAUUAAAUUGGCUGAUUUUGCUGAGGUUUAUAAUAGAUUAUAUCCAUCUCCUACCAUCAGUUUUGCAAAUAACCACUCUUUGGCUUCUUAAAGUGUUACAGAUAGAGAACAGGCUGUGCACUGCCAAGGAAAAGUCAUAUUUAAAAGAGAUAAUAUGUCUUCUGUGUGAGCUCAAAUGAGGAAAUGGAUGUUUGUGAAGCUCUUUAAAGCAUGGUUAUGUCAAGAGCAAGAUCACUUUUGUUUUUCAUUUGUAUGCAAGGUGAACAAAGGACGAGACUCUUUUAUUCUCCUCUUCUGAACUCUUACAAUCUUCCACCAUAGAAAUUGGUGAUAAUUGCUGCAAAAUGUCCCAACUGGGUCAAGGUGUAAUUUUGAAUCUUGAGUAUCUUUCACUCUAUGAGCAAUUUGAAUGAUUUGACUUUAACACCUUGGCAACCCAUCAGUGGAACAAACAGAAAUCUGGCGAGCAGAUGCUAGUGCAGAGCAGCAUCGAUCCAGGCUGUGGGAAAGGCCAGCUGCUGCCUUCCCUCACACCCAAGGGCCUUUUCCAUUGAUUCACCUCUGUUUUAGGUAAUUGGCUUUUGCACAUCAGACUGAGAAGUGCUCUACAAACUGCUCCUUUUCAUCCCCUACUUCUUCUUUCUGGGAGAUUUUCUUAGGUUUGAAGAAAGAAAGGGUGAGUUUUGAGUUGCAGGGUGAAGAUGAACUUUGUUGCAGGGUGAGGGUCCUCAGACUGCACUGGUACAUAGGAGUGGGACAGGCUCAGCAGCCUGGUGACCCUGCUUCUGGCACCAGCUGCAGCCCUGGGACUGAGACGGUGCGCUGUGUAGUGGGUUGAGAUUUCCUGUUGUAUGUAUGCAGUCCCUCGAGUCCCUGCUCACAACUACUGCUCUGACAACCACCUCCCCAGGACAGAGGAAACGCCUGUUUAAUUACUGCGGCUUUGAUUUUGACAGCACAGAUUUCCCUUGCUGCCUUCUAACCUUCACGGUUUCUUGCCAGCAAAGAUAAGGUCCCUUUGCAGAGGCUGUUUGCUCCUGUUUGCCUCCCACACCAGAUAAAAGCAGGGAGAGGAGCAGAGAGCAAUGCCUGCCACAGCCAUGGGACCUUUUGCCUGAAAGCCCUGAGGAUUCCAAAACCAGGAAUUAACCCUGCAGCAACACCUCCUUAAUUGUGUAUAAAUGGGGCUGGAAAGAUGGGGGGCUGUGAUUUGGGAUAUCCUUGGCAAAACCAGCCAGCCCUUUGUUUUUUGAGGCAGGGAAGUUUUCAGCAGGUAAGGGUGGAGCCUGCCCACAGCACCUAGAGCAGGAUCCUGCCUGCAGGAUGUAGAAUUGGGUCAUCAUGGAGCAGGCUGGCACAGGCUGAUCCAGAGCAUUCCCCCUUACCAACAUCAGCAAAUGCUUUGGGUUUGUCUGUGGGAGAGAUUUGGAGGAAACUCAUCAUCCAGGUGGUCAUUCCGAUCAAGUUUUGCCUGCAGCUCAUUUGGCACCACUAGCAGCAAAUGUUUUGUCACCAUGUUGCAAUACCAGUUUGGACUGUUUUCUGCUCUCUGUUUAAUGCCAGCUGUGGUUUCAUUAGCAUUACUGGCAAAACCCAGUGGUACUUUGGAAUAUGUCCUAAUUUCCCAUCUUACUAUAGAGCAGAAGGCUUGCCCAUGCUCCUUGCACCACACACAUGAAAAAGCAGCAAAUCCAGAGUGAUCCCACAGCAGGUGGAUGCACUUGCCUCCCAUUUGCAGUGCUGCAGAGCUGUCUCAGUAGCUCCUUUUACAUCUGUCCCUUACCUGAGCCCAAGACAGAGCACUGGGGUCUAGGGGAAGGGUUGGUGGAAGCAGGGGCUCAGGGAACAGGCUCUCCACAUCUCUCCCUUUCCACUGAGCAAUGCAAAAAUUAUCAGUUUAAGGUGGUCUUGGCUCAGUAAUGGAGAAGCAAAAAGGUUGUUUAUGAUGGUAAUUGGGCUGAUCCAAUUUGGUAGCUUGAUUGAGCAAGCUCUUUGACAACAGCUAAUUUAGUCACAUGCGUAAAACUUAAGCACCUGCUUAUUCCCAUUGACCUCACUGGGGUUCAGACACGAAUGUAGCAGGACCAAGAAAGAGGAAAAUAACCCAAGAAAACACAGCACAGACUUCCAUCUCCAGGACUGGCUGACAAAAUUUGGGUAUCUGCCUCCUCCGGACCCUGUCACGGGGCAGCUGCAGACGCAGGAGGAGCUCACCAAGGCCAUCACUGCCAUGCAGAGGUUCGGGGGGCUUGAGGCCACAGGAGUCCUAGAUGAAGCCACCCUGGAGCUGAUGAAGACCCCUCGUUGUUCUCUGCCUGACCUCACCAUUGAAGAGACCAGGAGGAGGCGAUUUGCCCAGGCUGUCACCAAGUGGAGCAAAAGGAACUUGUCUUGGAGAGUUCGCACCUUCCCGAAAGAGUCCCACCUGGGCCACGACACUGUCCGAGCCCUGAUGUACUAUGCCCUGAAGGUCUGGAGUGACAUCACUCCGCUGAAUUUCCAUGAAGUGGCCGGAAACAGUGCUGACAUCCAGAUAGACUUCUCCAAGGCAGAUCACAAUGAUGGCUAUCCCUUUGACGGGCCUGGUGGGACGGUGGCACAUGCUUUCUUCCCCGGAGACCAUCACACAGCAGGGGACACUCAUUUUGACGAUGACGAAUAUUGGACCUUCCGAUCAUCAGACACUCAUGGGAUGGACCUAUUUGCUGUAGCUGUCCACGAGUUUGGCCAUGCCAUCGGCUUGACCCACAUCUCUGCCAUAGAAUCUAUCAUGAGACCGUACUACCAAGGUCCAGUGGGGGAUCCUCUCAAGUACGACCUGCCUUACGAGGACAAAGUCCGGAUCUGGCAGCUCUAUGGAGUCAGGGAAUCUGUGUCCCCCACAGCCAAGCCUGAAGUAAGCAAAACAGAUGACCAUCCAAUCCUGCCAGAGCUGCCAGAGAACCGCUCCAGUGUCCCGCUCAGGCGGGACGUGCCCAACAGGUGUAACACGCACUUCGAUGCGGUGGCCCAGAUCCGGGGAGAGGCUUUCUUCUUCAAAGGCAAGUACUUCUGGAGACUGACUCGCAAUAAGCACUUGGUCUCCCUCCAGCCGGCUCAGAUUCAUCGUUUCUGGCGGGGCUUGCCUCUCAACCUGGACAGCCUAGACGCAGUCUACGAGAGAACCAGCGACCACAAGAUCGUCUUCUUCAAAGGAGACAGAUACUGGGUCUUCAAAGACAACAAUGUGGAGGAAGGGUACCCACGGCCCAUUUCGGACUUUGGCCUGCCCCUGGGAGGAAUCGACGCUGCUUUCUCCUGGGCUCACAAUGACAAGACUUACUUCUUUAAGGACAAUCUCUACUGGUGCUACGAUGACCACGAGCGGAGGAUGGAUCCCGGCUAUCCUUCAGAGGCCAUCCCGUGGAAGGGAAUACCCAGCCCUUUAGAUGAUGCCAUGAGGUGGUCAGAUGGUGCAAGUUACUUCUUCAAGGGCAAGGAGUACUGGAAGGUGCUGGACAGUGAGCUGGAGGUGCAGCCAGGAUACCCACAGUCCAUCGCCAGGGACUGGCUGGUGUGCAGUGACAUGCCGGCCGAUGCCCCCGAGGCAGCCGGGAGCAGCAGGACUGGGGCGCGCUCCAGGCCGGGACAGCACGACGAGAGCCGCUCGAAGAACGGUUAUGAGGUCUGCUCCUGCACCUCGGGCACCCCAUCCCUACGCCCUCACCCCAUACCCGGACCGACCGCCAGCCUCGUGCUGGCUGUGUGGACAGCAGCACUGGUCUGUGUGGCCCUCUGACAGCUCAUUUCACCAGCAGGACAACACCACGGUGCUCCGGGAUACAGCUCCGUGAUUGCUAACUGUUGCAAGCAGAAAAAAAACAUUCCUAGGAACAUGACAGUGAAGGGUUUGAAUUCUCCAUGAGAAUUGAAUGGUGAUUUUGUUUUGGGGUUUUCUUGCUUCUUAAUUUUAGUUUAAAGGUCUAAUAACAGAGGUGAGUUCUGCAUCUUCUUAUUCCCCCGUCCAGUUAAAGAGGAGAGCAACCUCAUGUUGAAUUUAGAAAUGCUUCAUAGAGAUGUGUUGCUCUGGAUGUUUGAACACGGCAAACGAGGGAGGGGAGAGCUCGCGGAAUGGAGCGGGGACAGAAGAGAUGCCGCUGAGAUAGAUGGCGACAGAAAGGGAGAAGGCAGGAGGUAGUAGUUACGUGCUGACACAGUGUACACAUCCCAUUGGAUGUACUAGGUAGAAGAAACUGUGACUCCACUAAGAUUAACUGCAAGGUGAUCAUUAUUUACUGUCAAGCCUGCUGUAGUCACUGAUGUCUGGGUAACCUUUAUCAGUUUCUAUGGGUCAGAAACACCUUUGCCUUUCAGAAGGCGCUGCAGCUUAUCUUUGUAUACGAGUCAUUGUAAUUUAACAAUUUCUCUAAUAAACCUUGGAGAUGGAUGGAUCUAUAUGGAUUACAUGGAUGGAGAUGGAUUACAUGGGGAUGUCCCAGUCCUCUGCCAGAUCAAGCCUGAUAACUGCAGCAAGGUACUGUCUGCUGAGGCUCUUAGCAGCCUCACCUCUGGAUGAGGGCAGUGCUGCCAAAUGAGAUGCAGUUGCAACCACUGCCCUAGACUGAUCUGUACACACAAACUCUUGGUCUCACAGAAUUCCUGUGUCGGGUUGGCUUAUGUUUUGAGAGGAAUCAAGGUGUAUUGCAUUUGUUUCUGACUCUGCUAUACCUGACUGUGCUGCACAGGAUGGGCUGGAGCAGGGAAGAUGUUGUGCGGUCAGCUCAAAUUCCUUUUGAUGCCUCUGACAGGAGUUUGGGGUGGCAGAAGCCAAGGUCAAACGCUGCAUUAGGAUGCUCCUGUUUGGGUUUAUUCCUCACCGUUUAUCAGUUUUCUGUGGUAUGAUUUGGGCAUCUGAGAGUCCUUGAAAAUAGUGAGUGAAAACUUGGAUGAUGUCAAAGAAGCCAGGGUCCUCGAGUCUGCUGUUGUCACGGGUGGAGGCUGCUGUCUUCUUCUCUACCCUGCUUCUGCAAAGCUUCUGCACAAAUGUCUUUUGCUGCCCUGCCGAGGCCAGCUUCUCGGGGAGAUAUGGAGCAGACAGUGUCACUGCAUGAUCCAAGGCUGCUCCGGUGGCCCUGGUACCAGGUGUAACACAAAGCCCUCUGUGGCACAGCAGGAAAGGCAGAAAAAGUGCACAGUUGCAUCCUGACAGAAAAAGGGGGUCACCUUGAGUUUCCCUCUGCUAUUUGCACUUUUGAUAAGUCCCAAGCACUCACAGGCGUGCUGCAACGUGAUUUAAUGGGUCAUGAGUUAACAAAACAUCCCAUUAAAUCACUAAAUAGCCUUAAAAAAUAUACAAGCAAAAAAAUCUCAGGCAUAGCAGCUCCCUCUGCUGAGUGAAGCUGCCUCUGUUGUUCAGAGCAGCUUCCCAUCCCACCUCUGCCAGUCAGGCCAAGCAGAGGCUGCUGGGGCUGUGGUAGAUGUGAAGUUCCUUUGAUUGAUUCCCAUUGUAUUUCUUUCUCUUCAGUCAAGAAGACACAUCUUUUAGUCCUUUAGUCUAAACAUCAGCAUGUUACAGAUUCCUCUUGGAGCUGCAGCCAGGUAGCAGAAGAUACCCUCUCUCCAGUCCUGGAGUACUUCAUUUUUCUUCUGUUGAGCUUGGAAGAGACACGCCGGAUAUGAAAUUGCACGGAAGCUGCACUUGCAGUAGCAGCUGGAACAAAAAGCAGCGGAAGCUGCUCAUUGUCUGCUUGUUCCCCAUGUUUACCUCAAUCCUCUGGAGCUCCAGGUCCCCAGACAUCAUCAGAAGCAGACAUGCUUCUCUAACGUUUUUGCUGAAGGGUUUCUAAAUGUGGUGGUGGGCUUUGUUGCAGCUGGAAUUUGUAUCUCUUUCAGGAAGUGUUCUCAUAGUACAUCCUGCAAUUUAAUAGCUCCCAUACCAGGUUAAUUGUAGUGGAAGAAGUUAAAUGAAAUCAGGACACUGAACUAGGAUGCCCCCAAUCCCUGCCAAUCACAGUUUAUCAAAUAAAAAAUCUACAGGUUACAACAAUGUUAAAAACCCAGCUUACAAAUAUACUAAACCCUCAGCCAAAAAAAAAAUACUAAAAACUUGGCCUACAAAAAUACCAAACAAACCAGCCUAUAAAAAACUACAUUUCAAAAUACCAUAACAACCUAGUUUCAAAAUAAUAGCAAACCCAAUUUCAAGAUACCAAACAAAACCAACUUUCAAAAUCUCAGAUUUUAAAUACCAGAAUUUUAACCUAACCUAAGUUCCAAAAUACCAAAGUGACUUAGUUUCAAAAUACCAGAAAAACAAGUUCAGAUAUUCCAAAAUAAUCCCGUACCAAAAUAUCAGAAAACCAAGUUAUAAAAUAGUUUCACUUUAAAAUACCAGAAUAUCAAUUUUCAAAAGAUCAAAAUUACCCCAUAUCAAAAUAUCAAACUGCAGAAUACCAAUUUUCACAUCUCUUAUAUGGGCAGGAUUCCCAAUACCAAAAUAAUUCUUAUUUUCAUUUAUAAUGUAGAUAGCCUUAAUUAGGGACCCUACUGAGACUUACGCCAUUCCGAUCAUUACUAUUCUUCUCUACCCUACUUAGUCACAUGUGGUGUACUACUUAGUAAACACUAAGGAAUAAUUAUUUAAGUCAACAAUAAAGUAUCCAACUUAUCUAGCUAUGCUGCCAAAACACAAAAUUUUAUUCCUUACCAGUUUUCUGCCCUUUUGCUCUAAGUAGUUGUAGCAAAAAAGAAAAACUUGUCCUUUCCCUGAAGAGUUUUCUCCUAUUUCAAGCCCUUUACUCCCCUUGCAUUCAAGGCAGAGGAGCCAAACAGCUGCAGCUGCUCUGAGGGCUUUUAUACCUGGUGGGAUUUGCCCCCCUCCCUUUUCCUGGGUGCCAUGGGAAUGAGAGGCGGGCACCAUCAGGGGUAUAUUAACCCCAGCUUUUGCAGAGGGGCUUCAUUCCCUCUCUGGGAUCUGCUGGGAUAAGAUGUCUCCUCUCAUUUCAGUGAAGAGGCUCUUUCAGCUUAUUGUAGCUUGUUUUCAGCAGGUGCUUUUGGGCAUCUGAAGUCAUAGAGGCUUUGAAGAUGCUGUGAAGAAAACAGCCUUAAAUGCAGGGAGUAGGUUUGUUCUUGGU
Messenger RNA from Motacilla alba alba, 8076 nucleotides. It is a transcript of the gene MMP17, whose product is annotated as matrix metallopeptidase 17. Gene Ontology annotation, molecular function: metalloendopeptidase activity; zinc ion binding. Gene Ontology annotation, cellular component: extracellular matrix. Gene Ontology annotation, biological process: collagen catabolic process; extracellular matrix organization; proteolysis. Bases 3195 to 4742 code for a protein of 515 amino acids. The record is from RefSeq and is a predicted model, not a curated record. Lineage: Eukaryota; Metazoa; Chordata; Aves; Passeriformes; Motacillidae. The transcript has 10 exons.